AUGCCUGGAUCAUCCCUCUUACACUCUGCUCGCUCAUACCUCCAUAAGCCAAGUUUCCUCGACUCAUCUCCGCCACGUUAUCCCGCUUUACCAACAAUUCGAGAACCGGAGCGGGCUGCGGGCCUUUCGCAAAGGUAUCCUGUCCAGCGAGAGUCUAUCUUGAUCGAAAGGCGGCACGAGCAUCUGAGCACCAAGGCGAAAAGACACGUGCGUUUCGAUGUGUCUACAAAGACAAGAAACCGGCAUACUCGCAAGCAUGAGGACUAUUACGACGGACCGCCUGGGCCAGAAAGCCACACGUCCAAUUCCCCACGAACAGUACUACAGGCACCGCCUCGCCCUCGCCCUUCCAACCUUAGACCCCAACCUCAACCUCUCCCGGACACACCUGAACCAACCCAGCCGACAAUCUACAUCAUAACCUACAGCACCGACCGCACCCCCAACUCAAAAGCUUUCAAAUCGCUACUGGAAACCCACCUUCCCCAUCGCGACCCCCCAAUCCCACAUCUCUACACCAUCGACGCAUCCUCCAUGCUCGUCCCGCCAAAACAUCUAUGCGCCGUGUACUCUGGCCUCUCGCCCGUCAUCCAAUCUCACGUGCUGCAUGACCCUCGCGCGAGGAAGGCGAUCCGAAACGGAAUGAGGGAUUUGCUAGAGUUUGGCAAGGUGGAGCGACAAAAGGGGAGUGUGGGGCAACAGAGACGAGGUGGUGGUGGUGGGGAAAGGGGUAUGAUGGAGGUUGCGAUGAGUGUGUGUUGUCAUGCAGGGACGCACCGGAGUGUUGCAAUUGCGGAUUUGAUUGCGUUGGAGGUAAGGAAUGAAGUUGGGCGGUUGGAGGCGCCGGAGGGGGUUAGGGUUGUGGUCAGACAUGUGCAUCGGGUUCGGGGGAAGAUGGACCCGUUCUGA
This is a messenger RNA of Cucurbitaria berberidis CBS 394.84, 909 nucleotides long. RefSeq lists its product as uncharacterized. Bases 1 to 909 code for a protein of 302 amino acids. The transcript has a single exon. NCBI's taxonomy places the organism in Eukaryota, Fungi, Ascomycota, Dothideomycetes, Pleosporales, Cucurbitariaceae. The record is from RefSeq and is a predicted model, not a curated record.